This is a messenger RNA of Pungitius pungitius (ninespine stickleback), 1234 nucleotides long. RefSeq names its product nicotinamide riboside kinase 1 (gene nmrk1). Bases 177 to 899 code for a protein of 240 amino acids. Gene Ontology annotation, cellular component: cytoplasm. The record is from RefSeq and is a predicted model, not a curated record. NCBI's taxonomy places the organism in Eukaryota, Metazoa, Chordata, Actinopteri, Perciformes, Gasterosteidae. Gene Ontology annotation, molecular function: ribosylnicotinamide kinase activity. The transcript has 7 exons.
GUUUUCAGUCAAUGUAGCCCUGUUGUAACACUGAUUUUACUGUAUACCACGCACUAAAUGUAUGUCGGUUGACGUAACAGCUGCAUUAACGAAUCACAAACUUCCGAUAGCGGAGAAGCGUGAUUACGUCAUUCACGGAGCGAGGAGCUGUAGUAACGGACCAGUGUGCACGUUAGAUGUUAGCUGACUUCCAGCAGUGGUUAUUAAUCGGUGAGAUGAAGACACUAGUCGUAGGAGUCGGUGGGAUUACCAAUGGGGGGAAAUCAACUCUUUCCAAGAGUUUACACCUGCAGAUACCCAACAGCUGUCUCAUUGCACAGGAUUCAUAUUUUAAGGAUGAUUCCGUGGUGCCAGUGGACACCAAUGGGUUCAAGCAAUAUGACAAGCUCGAUGCUCUCCUCAUGGACACGAUGAUGGGCGAGGUCGACUCGUGGAGGAGAGAUCCCGAGGCCUUUCUGAGGCGGCGAGGUCCGAACCCAGAGCGCACGACACCAUCAGCGGAUGAGGCGGUCCAUGUGCUGAUAGUCGAGGGCUUCCUCAUUUUCAACCACGGCCCUCUGAAUGAGCUGUUUUACAAGAGAUACUUCAUGGAGAUACCCUACGAUGUCUGUAAAAGGAGACGAAGUUCGAGGGUUUACACUCCUCCCGAUCCUCCUGGGUACUUUGAUGGACACGUGUGGCCAAUGUACCUGAAAAACCGGCAGGAGAUGGAGAGCAUGGGGACUGAAAUCUUAUUUCUGGAUGGACUGAAGCCGAAAGAAGAACUUCUGGCUCAUGUGUACAGAGAUGUUUGUCAGGAAAUAGAAAGGCUUAGAGGUAAGUUGCAAACCAAAUUAAACAAUGCAUCAACAACACAUCAUACCUACUUGUUGUGGCUUCAGGAGAGACUCUUAGCUUAAGCUAAGGCAAAGUAUUUAAGGCUAUUUUAGUUAUUUAGCUUAACACACAUUGUUUUUAUUUUGUUUUCAGAGAAACACUGAUAUAUAAGAGUGUGAUCGCCGCUCCCGUGGAUGUGAGGGAAGGUGUUAACGUCUAUCCAACAGAUACAAUUAUAAAACUGUGCAUGAGAAUUAAUGCAGGGACUGGAAUUGUUGGUGGUCGACAAAUGUAAUAUCUUACAAGUAUUCAUAUCUUGCUGCGUUUUUAUAAUAAUGUACAAUGGAUUUUUACAACAUUUUUUUUAAUCGGACAUGUACAUACUGUGUACAUAAUAAAUACACAACCAAAUACUGUU